UGAUUCUAAUUAUCACUGAAUUGAGCAUGAGGGCGUCCUGCCUUUAUAAGCCUCCAUAAUGCCAGCUUGAAAUCAUCCUUUCCAUUGUUGUUUAGUGAUCCAACAUGGCAGUACUGGCAAAAGUUGUCGCUGUGUGGUUUCUCAUUGCUACUGUUAGUAAUGUCUUCUGUCUUCCAAAGAGGGAUGUUGUGGAGAAAGGUGCCCAUGUGGUUGAUGUUACAACACCAAAUCCCAACAACCAGACCCAAACCGGAGAUAAUGGUGGUGCAAGUGAAGAUGUUCAAUCAGCCACUCCAGCACCUAAUCCCCAGAAUCAGACAGAUGCUGCACAAACUGAAGUUACUGAUGGAGCAAGUGAAGAUGACGUGGUAACUGAAGGCCCAAAUUCCCAAAACCAGACAACAGCUGCCCAAACUGGAAAUGCUGAUGGAGUAAGUGAAGAUGACGUGGUAACUGAAGGCCCAAAUUCCCAAAACCAGACAACAGCUGCCCAAACUGGAAAUGCUGAUGGAGCAAGUGAAGAUGACGUGGUAACUGAAGGCCCAAAUUCCCAAAACCAGACAACAGCUGCCCAAACUGGAAAUGCUGAUGGAGCAAGUGAAGAUGACGUGGUAACUGAAGGCCCAAAUUCCCAAAACCAGACAACAGCUGCCCAAACUGGAAAUGCUGAUGGAGUAAGUGAAGAUGACGUGGUAACUGAAGGCCCAAAUUCCCAAAACCAGACAACAGCUGCCCAAACUGGAAAUGCUGAUGGAGUAAGUGAAGAUGACGUGGUAACUGAAGGCCCAAAUUCCCAAAACCAGACAACAGCUGCCCAAACUGGAAAUGCUGAUGGAGCAAGUGAAGAUGACGUGGUAACUGAAGGCCCAAAUUCCCAAAACCAGACAACAGCUGCCCAAACUGGAAAUGCUGAUGGAGUAAGUGAAGAUGACGUGGUAACUGAAGGCCCAAAUUCCCAAAACCAGACAACAGCUGCCCAAACUGGAAAUGCUGAUGGAGUAAGUGAAGAUGACGUGGUAACUGAAGGCCCAAAUUCCCAAAACCAGACAACAGCUGCCCAAACUGGAAAUGCUGAUGGAGCAAGUGAAGAUGACGUGGUAACUGAAGGCCCAAAUUCCCAAAACCAGACAACAGCUGCCCAAACUGGAAAUGCUGAUGGAGUAAGUGAAGAUGACGUGGUAACUGAAGGCCCAAAUUCCCAAAACCAGACAACAGCUGCCCAAACUGGAAAUGCUGAUGGAGCAAGUGAAGAUGACGUGGUAACUGAAGGCCCAAAUUCCCAAAACCAGACAACAGCUGCCCAAACUGGAAAUGCUGAUGGAGUAAGUGAAGAUGACGUGGUAACUGAAGGCCCAAAUUCCCAAAACCAGACAACAGCUGCCCAAACUGGAAAUGCUGAUGGAGUAAGUGAAGAUGACGUGGUAACUGAAGGCCCAAAUUCCCAAAACCAGACAACAGCUGCCCAAACUGGAAAUGCUGAUGGAGUAAGUGAAGAUGACGUGGUAACUGAAGGCCCAAAUUCCCAAAACCAGACAACAGCUGCCCAAACUGGAAAUGCUGAUGGAGUAAGUGAAGAUGACGUGGUAACUGAAGGCCCAAAUUCCCAAAACCAGACAACAGCUGCCCAAACUGGAAAUGCUGAUGGAGUAAGUGAAGAUGACGUGGUAACUGAAGGCCCAAAUUCCCAAAACCAGACAACAGCUGCCCAAACUGGAAAUGCUGAUGGAGUAAGUGAAGAUGACGUGGUAACUGAAGGCCCAAAUUCCCAAAACCAGACAACAGCUGCCCAAACUGGAAAUGCUGAUGGAGCAAGUGAAGAUGACGUGGUAACUGAAGGCCCAAAUUCCCAAAACCAGACAACAGCUGCCCAAACUGGAAAUGCUGAUGGAGUAAGUGAAGAUGACGUGGUAACUGAAGGCCCAAAUUCCCAAAACCAGACAACAGCUGCCCAAACUGGAAAUGCUGAUGGAGUAAGUGAAGAUGACGUGGUAACUGAAGGCCCAAAUUCCCAAAACCAGACAACAGCUGCCCAAACUGGAAAUGCUGAUGGAGUAAGUGAAGAUGACGUGGUAACUGAAGGCCCAAAUUCCCAAAACCAGACAACAGCUGCCCAAACUGGAAAUGCUGAUGGAGUAAGUGAAGAUGACGUGGUAACUGAAGGCCCAAAUUCCCAAAACCAGACAACAGCUGCCCAAACUGGAAAUGCUGAUGGAGUAAGUGAAGAUGACGUGGUAACUGAAGGCCCAAAUUCCCAAAACCAGACAACAGCUGCCCAAACUGGAAAUGCUGAUGGAGUAAGUGAAGAUGACGUGGUAACUGAAGGCCCAAAUUCCCAAAACCAGACAACAGCUGCCCAAACUGGAAAUGCUGAUGGAGUAAGUGAAGAUGACGUGGUAACUGAAGGCCCAAAUUCCCAAAACCAGACAACAGCUGCCCAAACUGGAAAUGCUGAUGGAGUAAGUGAAGAUGACGUGGUAACUGAAGGCCCAAAUUCCCAAAACCAGACAACAGCUGCCCAAACUGGAAAUGCUGAUGGAGUAAGUGAAGAUGACGUGGUAACUGAAGGCCCAAAUUCCCAAAACCAGACAACAGCUGCCCAAACUGGAAAUGCUGAUGGAGUAAGUGAAGAUGACGUGGUAACUGAAGGCCCAAAUUCCCAAAACCAGACAACAGCUGCCCAAACUGGAAAUGCUGAUGGAGCAAGUGAAGAUGACGUGGUAACUGAAGGCCCAAAUUCCCAAAACCAGACAACAGCUGCCCAAACUGGAAAUGCUGAUGGAGUAAGUGAAGAUGACGUGGUAACUGAAGGCCCAAAUUCCCAAAACCAGACAACAGCUGCCCAAACUGGAAAUGCUGAUGGAGUAAGUGAAGAUGACGUGGUAACUGAAGGCCCAAAUUCCCAAAACCAGACAACAGCUGCCCAAACUGGAAAUGCUGAUGGAGUAAGUGAAGAUGACGUGGUAACUGAAGGCCCAAAUUCCCAAAACCAGACAACAGCUGCCCAAACUGGAAAUGCUGAUGGAGUAAGUGAAGAUGACGUGGUAACUGAAGGCCCAAAUUCCCAAAACCAGACAACAGCUGCCCAAACUGGAAAUGCUGAUGGAGUAAGUGAAGAUGACGUGGUAACUGAAGGCCCAAAUUCCCAAAACCAGACAACAGCUGCCCAAACUGGAAAUGCUGAUGGAGCAAGUGAAGAUGACGUGGUAACUGAAGGCCCAAAUUCCCAAAACCAGACAACAGCUGCCCAAACUGGAAAUGCUGAUGGAGUAAGUGAAGAUGACGUGGUAACUGAAGGCCCAAAUUCCCAAAACCAGACAACAGCUGCCCAAACUGGAAAUGCUGAUGGAGUAAGUGAAGAUGACGUGGUAACUGAAGGCCCAAAUUCCCAAAACCAGACAACAGCUGCCCAAACUGGAAAUGCUGAUGGAGUAAGUGAAGAUGACGUGGUAACUGAAGGCCCAAAUUCCCAAAACCAGACAACAGCUGCCCAAACUGGAAAUGCUGAUGGAGUAAGUGAAGAUGACGUGGUAACUGAAGGCCCAAAUUCCCAAAACCAGACAACAGCUGCCCAAACUGGAAAUGCUGAUGGAGUAAGUGAAGAUGACGUGGUAACUGAAGGCCCAAAUUCCCAAAACCAGACAACAGCUGCCCAAACUGGAAAUGCUGAUGGAGCAAGUGAAGAUGACGUGGUAACUGAAGGCCCAAAUUCCCAAAACCAGACAACAGCUGCCCAAACUGGAAAUGCUGAUGGAGUAAGUGAAGAUGACGUGGUAACUGAAGGCCCAAAUUCCCAAAACCAGACAACAGCUGCCCAAACUGGAAAUGCUGAUGGAGUAAGUGAAGAUGACGUGGUAACUGAAGGCCCAAAUUCCCAAAACCAGACAACAGCUGCCCAAACUGGAAAUGCUGAUGGAGCAAGUGAAGAUGACCUGGUAACUGAAGCCCCAAAUUCCCAAAACCAGACUACGUCAUAUGCUGCAGGGUCCCAGGAUGGUCCAAGUGAAGAUGCUGAGGUUACCAUGCCGACACCAAAUGUCCAAAACCAGACCACCUCAGACCACACUGUAGGAACUGAUGGUGCAAGUGAGGAUGCUUUUGUGUUAACUACUGUACUGAACCUGCAUAAUGAGACUACUGCUGCCCAAGAUGGGACCACGGUUACUGACUCCCAUGAUUCUGCCUAACCCAUUCCUGAUGUGACCAUUCGGAAUGCUAUGCCUGAUGGAACUACUCAUCAUUUUCAUAUUGAAAGCAAUAAAGACCAGACUUUUUAAUCCAA
This is a messenger RNA of Alosa sapidissima (American shad), 4279 nucleotides long. Its product is annotated as cell wall protein IFF6-like. The transcript is spliced from 51 exons. The record is from RefSeq and is a predicted model, not a curated record. NCBI's taxonomy places the organism in Eukaryota, Metazoa, Chordata, Actinopteri, Clupeiformes, Clupeidae. Bases 105 to 4184 code for a protein of 1359 amino acids.